AUGCUGCAUGAAGUAAUGCAGCAGUCACUUAAUGAGAAUCUAAAAGUGCAGGAGUGGAGGGAGAGAGAAAGGAAUGCUUACCGCAAAGCCCACGAGGCAAACAGCCACUCUGGUGCUGCCUCCCCGACCUGCCGUUUCUACAAAGAGCUGGACACGAUACUUGGGGGUGACCCCACCUCCACUCCGAGUACCUCCAUGGACACUUCAGAACCCAGUUCAACAAGGCAGGAGGAGGAGGAGGAAAGUGGGAGUGAGGGUGCUGAGGAGGAGGAAGACACCCUGGAAUCCCUAGAUGCAGGCAGCCAGGAGCUGUUUUCAAGCCAGGAGGAAGGUAGCCAGUCAUGGCAGCCAGUGCUUGAGGAAGGACAAACACCAGAGGAGGUUCCCGAUGCAACCUUGAGAUCUCAGCCGUCUGUCUUAUCACCGGCCGAGAGGCUGCAAAGAAUCAGGAAAAGACCGCGUAGAAGCAAAGAAGACAUGCUGCAUGAAGUAAUGCUGCAGUCACUUAAUGAAAAUCUAAAAGUGCAGGAGUGGAGGGAGAGAGAAAGGAGAAUCCGCCAGCAGAAUGAGGAGCACUGGCAAAGCACGGAGCAGCUGAUAAGCAUCAUGGAGCGCCAAGCAGACUCUAUCCAGGCACUCGUUCUUACUGCCACCAGCUGCUUCCAACACCUGUAG
Messenger RNA from Malaclemys terrapin pileata, 675 nucleotides. RefSeq names its product helicase ARIP4-like. Lineage: Eukaryota; Metazoa; Chordata; Testudines; Emydidae. The coding region runs from base 1 to 675 and encodes 224 amino acids. The transcript is spliced from 3 exons. The record is from RefSeq and is a predicted model, not a curated record.